GCUGCAGCUGGGCAAGCGCCGGGAGUCCCUGCGCACCGCGAAAGCGGCCAAGGAGGCUCUCGGAGCCAAGAGAAACGACAGCCUCCUGGCUCGGGCACUCCGCGACGAGGGCGCGGCGUUGGCGGUCUUGGAGGACUACGACGAGGCCAUCAGCC
Messenger RNA from Symbiodinium sp. CCMP2456, 155 nucleotides. Lineage: Eukaryota; Dinophyceae; Suessiales; Symbiodiniaceae. The record is from the annotation of a GenBank genome assembly.